CACGCUCGGGAAUGAUGGCGGCCUUCAGUGUGGCUCGGACUAGCUGCGGACUCAUCAACGGCUUGAGGGUCUCCUUCAGGGGUCUGGCGCGGGUGAAAUAUGGUGCAGUUUGUGCGUCGGUACCGCAGCGGGACGGCCGGUGGUACUCCUCGGUGGGCCAUCUGUCCGUUAAGGAGAGGAUUGAGCAGAAGCGAAAAGCGGCGCUGGUCGGAGGAGGUCAGAAGAGAAUCGAAGCACAACACAAGAGGGGUAAGCUGACAGCCCGGGAGCGAGUGCAGCUCCUGCUGGACCCCGACUCCUUCGAGGAGUCCGACAUGUUUGUGGAGCAUCGCUGUGCUGACUUUGGCAUGGAGCAGGACAGAAAUAAGUUCCCUGGUGACAGCGUUGUGACCGGCCGCGGCAGGAUCAAUGGCAGGCUGGUUUACGUCUUCAGUCAGGACUUCACUGUGUUUGGUGGCAGUUUGUCUGGAGCUCAUGCGCAGAAGAUCUGUAAGAUUAUGGACCAGGCCAUGACGGUCGGCGCACCUGUCAUCGGACUCAAUGACUCCGGCGGCGCUCGGAUCCAGGAGGGAGUGGAAUCUCUGGCUGGAUACGCAGAUAUUUUCCUGAGGAAUGUGUUGGCUUCAGGAGUCGUCCCUCAGAUCUCGCUCAUCAUGGGUCCGUGUGCAGGAGGGGCUGUGUACUCGCCCGCGCUGACAGAUUUCACCUUCAUGGUGAAGGACACGUCGUACCUGUUCAUCACAGGGCCCGAUGUUGUGAAGUCCGUCACCAAUGAAGAUGUGACUCAGGAGGAGCUGGGUGGAGCCAAAACUCACACGUCUGUGUCCGGCGUCGCUCACCACGCCUUCGAGAACGACGUGGAGGCUCUGCUCAACCUGCGGGAGUUCUUCAAUUUCCUUCCUCUCAGCAAUCAGGACCCGGCUCCCGUCAGGGAGUGUCACGACCCCAGCGAUCGUCUGGUGCCGUCGCUGGACACCAUCGUCCCGUUUGAGUCGACGAAAGCCUACGACAUGCUGGACAUCAUUCAGGCAAUCGUGGAUGAGAGAGACUUCUUCGAGAUCAUGCCCAACUACGCCAAAAACAUCGUGGUGGGAUUCGCCCGGAUGAACGGGCGCACCGUAGGCAUCGUGGGUAAUCAGCCCAAAGUGGCCUCCGGAUGUUUGGACAUCAACUCCUCGGUGAAGGGAGCUCGCUUUGUUCGCUUCUGUGACGCUUUCAACAUUCCCAUCAUCACCUUUGUGGAUGUCCCAGGAUUCCUGCCAGGUACGGCUCAGGAGUACGGGGGCAUCAUCCGGCACGGAGCCAAGCUGCUGUUUGCGUUCGCUGAAGCCACCGUCCCCAAAAUCACCAUCAUCACCAGGAAGGCGUACGGAGGAGCCUACGACGUGAUGAGCUCCAAACACUUGAGAGGAGACGUGAACUACGCCUGGCCCACGGCUGAGGUGGCCGUCAUGGGCGCCAAGGGCGCCGUCCAGAUCAUCUUCAGAGGGAAGGAGAACCAGGCCGAGGCGGAGGCCGAAUACGUGGAGAAGUUUGCCAACCCUUUUCCCGCCGCCGUCAGAGGCUUCGUGGACGACAUCAUCGAGCCGGCCGUCACUCGCAAGAAGAUCUGCCGAGACCUGGAGGUCCUGGCCAGCAAGAAGCAGGUCAACCCCUGGAAGAAGCACGCCAACAUUCCCCUGUGAGACGCACCCGCAGCGUUUUCCCCUCCCACCGACUCGCCGAGGGAUCCACUCCCGCCGCCGCCCUUCAACGACACCUCCGCGCCGUUUACCACUCCGCUCCGAGGAGACGGUCUCUGCCGUGUGACUCUCAGGCCUCGCCGCCUUUGGAGGAACCGUCGGGAUGCGUGUCUUUUUUAACGUUGUGAUCACCGAAGCCUGAAGCACAUUCUGAAUGAUUGUAACGCCGGCGGCGGCCAUAUUGGCCUCCGCCAUUCACUUUCUGACAUUUCAAGGACGCCGUUGAAUCUGAAAGGUUACAAAAUAUGCAAGUGUCAAGAUUUGUAGUGAAGCAUACUGUAGACGUGUACAGCUAUUGACGUACUGUAUUUAGAGGAGCGCGUUUCUUUUUAAAUGCACUCGCCGUGUUGGAUCCUUUUAGGUCAUGAAAAGUGUUUUUCCUCAGCCAGGACGUGUGCCUUUCCUCCGGCAGGCUCCCCUCUGCCGUCACGGACUCGACACCAUGUGGAUUUUAUUGACAUCUGGCGGUUUUAUCACUCUCCGUUUGUAUCAGUCUGUCUGAUUUGACAAAUACGAAUGAUGUGAUUCUGAGUAAAGCGUGGAUCGUGGCUCUGA
Salarias fasciatus (jewelled blenny) is the source of this 2297-nucleotide messenger RNA. It is a transcript of the gene pccb, whose product is annotated as propionyl-CoA carboxylase subunit beta. Gene Ontology annotation, cellular component: mitochondrion. Gene Ontology annotation, molecular function: propionyl-CoA carboxylase activity. Bases 12 to 1685 code for a protein of 557 amino acids. The transcript has 15 exons. NCBI's taxonomy places the organism in Eukaryota, Metazoa, Chordata, Actinopteri, Blenniiformes, Blenniidae. The record is from RefSeq and is a predicted model, not a curated record.